UGCAGCUACGUCUGUCUAGUCUCCGCGCUAUGAUUUGGCCAACACUCUUGCUUGUCGCUGGGAUCCUUCUCUUAUUCGUACUGGUUUCUAAACGCUCAAGGUCAGAGAAAGAGCCACCAUUAGACAAUGGCGUUGUUCCUUGGUUAGGGCAUGCUCUGGAGUUUGGAAGGGAUGCUGCCAGGUUUUUAACCCGUAUGAAAGACAAGCACGGUGAUAUCUUCACGGUACGUGUGGCUGGGCGCUACGUGACCGUGCUGCUGGACCCAUGUUCUUAUGAUGCUGUCAUAGAGGACCCUUUGUCCCUGGACUUCACACGCUACGCACAGAUUCUCAUGGACAAGAUCUUCAGCCUGCGGCUCCCCCAUUCCAACCCUGCUGCAGAGAAGUCCAUGAUGAUACAGCACUUUAAUGGCAAAAGCCUGUCCUCUCUGAGCAACACCAUGUACCGCCACCUCCAGUCUCUGCUGUUCCAACAGACCCAGAGGGCAUGUCACAACCAGACAGACUGGAACACGGACAGGCUCUUCAGCUUCUGUUACAGUCUUCUCUUCAGGGCAGGAUACCUCUCACUUUUCGGAGGGGAGCAGAACAACAACAGAACAGAUCCCACUGAUGUCUAUGAGGAGUACCGGAAGUUUGACAACCUCCUGACCAAAAUGGCCAGGUCCACACUGAAACGAGAGGAAAAGAGGACUGCCCAGAGUGUGCGGAGACGUCUGUGGGAGCUGUUGGCCCCAGCCGGGUUGGGUGAGGACUCAGGAUCCAGCCCCUGGCUGAGACGCUACAGGCAUCUCCUGCAGGAGGAGGGAGUUGACGAGGAGACGCAGAGAAGAGCUCUUCUCCUGCAGCUCUGGGCCACACAGGGCAAUGUUGGACCUGCUGCAUUCUGGCUCUUGGGUUUCCUGUUGACAAACCCUGAAGCCAUGAGGGCAGUGAGGAAGGAAUUCAGCUCUAUUUCAGAGCAGGGCUUGGCACAAUGCCCCCUACUGGACAGACUACAGCAUACGCCUGUAUUUGACAGUGCCUUAGAGGAAACACUGAGGCUCAGUGCUGCCCCCUUCAUCACCAGAGAGGUCGUGCAGGGAAAGACCCUUCAAAUGGCAGAUGGCCAAGAGUACCAGCUCAGGAGGGGGGACAGACUGUGUCUUUUUCCCUUCAUCAGCCCUCAGAUGGACCCUGAGGUCCACCAGGAACCACAGAACUUCAAGUACGACCGUUUCCUCAACCAGGACGGCUCUGUGAAGAAGGACUUCUUUAAACGAGGGCGACGACUCAAAUACUACACCAUGCCAUGGGGUGCAGGCACCAAUGGCUGUGUGGGCAAGCAUUUUGCUAUCAGCUCCAUCAGACAGUUUGUGUAUCUGGUGCUGUCCCAUCUGGAGCUGGAGCUUUGUGACCCCGACCCCCAAAUGCCAAAGGUGAAUGCAAAUCGCUACGGGUUUGGAGUGUUGCAACCUGAAGGAGACCUCACCAUCAGAUAUAAACCUAGACAUUCACAUUAAAGAGAUAAUUUCAGCAUUCAAAUUCAUUAUAUUAUGCCUACUUUUAAGGUUACUCUUGUCACAUUAACAGUGCUUUCAUUUUAUGGUAAACUUUGUUUUAUUUUUUCAAUUUCUUCUUGCAAAAGAAACAGAACCUCAACAUGUUUUUAAUAAUACGGUUUGAAAUUUAUCAACUACAAAAGCCACUGAACUGAAGUGUCUCACUUGUCUCUGUAAACAUACAUACACUUUUUUUUUCAACUAUUCAUUUUUAGUACUCUUAAAUUAUCAAGGAAAACAUAACCUGUAUGUAAAUAUUAAGUUAUUAUUUUUAUGAAUCACUGCCAUUUUUUUUGUAUAAAAAAAAUAUGUAUUAACCAGGUUUUCAAAAUCAGACGCUAGUAAUAGAAAGAAUUUGGAAUAUAAUUGCCUGUUCUACUAAGCACAGAGGUUAAGAGUAUCAUUGUGUCCCCCUGUCUAGUUGUUGCAUGCUUCAGUGGUUGCGUGCCACUUUAUUGACUGAGUCUUUGAUUUACCCAUUGCUAAGACAUGUGGUAGGCCGAUACUUAACACCUAACCUGGCAUUUUUACAUCUGCCAGUUGUCAGCAGCAUCUAAGCAGAGGAACCUGCCUCAAAAUAACAUGGUAGGCUGUAGUUUUUGCUUUGGAAGUUUGUCCUAUUAGGUUCAGUUUCAUCAUAAAAUUGCAUUUAAUCAAUUCAACAUCCUGUCACACAUUCUAAUACCACGUCCUGUGUGGUGUAGCCAACUGUCCUUAACCAGACACUUUCUGCUCAUUUCAAAAUGUUAAUUCCAUAUGUUUGUAUAAAGUGUCAUAUCUAUUUUUCUAUCAGCACAAAUGUGUAGUGUAAUGUGUUAUUUAUCUUAAAUAUAAUAUAUAUAUUUACAUUUGAAGUGUAUAUAUAUUUUUUAUUUUUUGGUUUGUUAAAUAAACUGCUCAAAAAACUUGAGGAAACAUGUAAUCAUCACAGUAUAACACCAAGUCAAUUAAACUUCAGGGAUGUCAAACUGUCCAGUUUGGAAACAUAAGCGAUUGUGAAUCAAUGUCACCUGUUUUGGUGCAAAUGAAAGUGACAACAUCAAGACAA
Esox lucius (northern pike) is the source of this 2589-nucleotide messenger RNA. RefSeq names its product prostacyclin synthase. The record is from RefSeq and is a predicted model, not a curated record. The transcript is spliced from 10 exons. Lineage: Eukaryota; Metazoa; Chordata; Actinopteri; Esociformes; Esocidae. Bases 30 to 1502 code for a protein of 490 amino acids. Gene Ontology annotation, molecular function: heme binding; iron ion binding; prostaglandin-I synthase activity. Gene Ontology annotation, biological process: prostaglandin biosynthetic process.